Molecule: messenger RNA, 4287 nt
Organism: Pyricularia pennisetigena
Lineage: Eukaryota; Fungi; Ascomycota; Sordariomycetes; Magnaporthales; Pyriculariaceae
Exons: 3
Coding region: 1-4287 (1428 amino acids)
Biological process (GO): protein localization to kinetochore; mitotic spindle assembly checkpoint signaling; mitotic sister chromatid biorientation
Source: RefSeq, a predicted model, not a curated record
AUGCCGCCACCGGGCGACGUCACGCUCCCCACGACCAAGAGAGCGCGCAAGUCGCUGAGCGGCAUUUCACCGUCGAGAAAGACUGGUGAAAAGGAAAAUGCUACCGUCGACUUGUCAGCGGCAUCACUCGCCGCGAAUCGCAAAAAGUCACGUAGCAAGAGCAUAGGACCUGGUGGCCUAGACGCGCUAAAACCUGCCAACGGAAACAGGAGACAGUCUAUUGCAGCUCCCCUGCCAAGAUCAAUCCUCAAGCCGACCAUACCCAUCUUACCCGAAAUACCACCACAUAAGUCGAAACAACCAAGUAGCAGGAAUGAAGUCGACUCCACCAAGGUCGCCUUGCGGACAGAAGAGGAGCAGCAAGCUGCAGCCCGCGAGCGUGAGGAGAGGGAGAGGCUGGCCCUUGAAAAGGAGAUCAAAGACAGACGAGAAGCCCGACGCAAGUCACUGGCCAACAGGCGCGUGUCAUUUGCGGCCGAGGCUACGUUGCACACCUUCCAUGAGAUUGAGUACCUCCAAGACUCGACCACAUCAACAGAUUCUACGAGACGUGCUUCGUCACUGGCGGCUCCAUCCCCGGCGUCGCAUGCAGCUCAGCAGGGGUCUGAUCCAGCAGAGCCACCCUCAACACCACCAGAACAUGUAGAUGAUAUGGUUCCAGACUCUGCGGCGGAUCAGAGGGAUCUGCACCAGAAGAAACGGAGACGGAGCUCGGGAAUCUCGCCAUUAGACGAGCAUGACGAAACUAUGGGGUCCACUGUCUACGACUCUGACUCGGACAACGGCGACGACAUCAUUGAAGACCCAGAUGAGGGCGACUCCGACUCCGACGCAGGUGACGGCACCAUGAUGACUCUGGACGCCGACGAGGUGACCACGGCAUCCGCUGUCUCGGCUGGAUCCAUGUCGAUGAUGAGCAGUGACUCCACGACCAGUAUCGACGAGAUGCUGCGACUUGCCACACAAAGAGCCGGUGCUCGUUCGGCCGCAGAUGAGGACGAGGAGGUCAUUCCUGCCUUUGUUGGCUGGGGAAAGAGGGCCGCCUCGGGCAGCGGGAUGCAGGAAGACCAAGAGAUCUUCUCGAGUCCUGUAAGAUCAGUGGUGGACGAGGACGACGGCAUGGAUAUGGAGGAGACACAUGCCAUAGGAGGGAUCGUCAGAGCAGCAGAUGCCGAUGAGACCAUGGCCAGCGAAGGUGGAAUGGACAUGUCGAUGGAUAUGACGCACGCGCUUGGAGGGAUUGUGGCACAGAAGAGAGCAGCCCAGAGAGAGGCGACCAUGUGCCUGGACCAGACAAUGGACUUUACCACACCAAUGGGUGGCAUCCAGUCUACAGUCAACGAUGACGACGGCCAAGAAGAUAGUGAGGCCUACGAGGAUAUGUCAAUGGAAUUGACCACAGUCAUGGGUGGUGUUUGGUCGACAGGUGCUGCCAAGAACGGCAAGCCUGGAGCGCGCCGCCGCACGACAAUGCGUCCUGAUGAUGUAGAUGCAGAGCCAACUGUCGGUAUGGACAUGACGGUGGGACUAGGCAAGAUCAUCUCCACUGACGAGGAUGCCGUGAGCGACGGGGACAUGGAUAUGACUGCGGGAAUGGACAUGUCGCCAGUGUCGUUGGGUGGAAUCCUCGCAUCGGUCACUCGUCCAGCUGAUGAGAACGAGAAAAAGCCUCAGGGCUCUCGCUCAGCGGAGAAGGCACCUUUGGUAAACACCAGGCAAUCCUCGCCGUCCAGGCCAUCCUCACCAAUCAAGAACUCUCUGACAUCGACCCUGAGCCGUAACCGUUCACCCAGCCGCUCACCUGAUCGUCCAGCUCUCAAUGGUAGCGGACUCCGCAGGUCACCAGAUCGUCGACCUUCUCCGGCCCGCAUGUCUCCAGUCCGAGACUCUCCAGCAAAGCCAUCGAUUCAAACCGCCAAAUCUCCCGACCAGCCACGUACGCCGUUGCGGUCUUCACCGUCUAGAUUCAUUAGUAGUGGAUCCAAAUCGCCGGUGCGUUCAACUGGUCUAAAGAACAAACAGGCUCCUGUGUCGCCGGCAAAGCAGAGGUCCCCGGCGAGAUCUCUUUUUCAACAGGAUCCCGCGACAGGGGCAACAACUCCCCUUGUGGCCCUGACGCCUCAGAGACGACGACUCUCUGGAGUCGGUGCUGACCGCUCGGGCCUGGGGUCUCCGAGGGUUGCGGAGCUUCUCGAACGCCGAGCAUCCAUUGGCAAGGCAGCAAAAGAGUUCUCACCUGGUAGAAAUCUGGAACUGGGUCGUCGGGCUGUCAAGUGGGAUGACCCACGCAUAAUGGAGCAAGAAAUCGACCGCCAGAGACAGCAAGAAAUAGACAAGGAAGAUGGGCGCAAGAUCAUGGAGCGGGAGGCUGACGAACGAGACGUCACCCUGAAUCUUAGAGAGAUGAUUCAGGGCCUAAGCCCGAAGAAGAAUCCUCUCCGUGGUCGCAAGAGCUUACACGUUGGCAGCGCCAAGGGUUUACUGGGAAAGCGUCCUUCCGAGCUGGACGACGCGGAGGAGGAGCAGGACGGAGUGAAGAGACUGAAGAACCACCAUGGGAGUCCAGUCAAGAGCAUCAAGCUGCAGCAGCCUCCAUCCAAAGAGGAGACCACGGGACGACUUUCAAAGUCCAGCAGGAGCCAAGACUCGACGAAGCAAUCUCUCGAAGUGUCCACACCAACAUCCCCCAUCAAGAUGUCCAGAACCGCACCAAGUCCAAGACGUCGAAGUCAUUUCAGGGACGUGGAGGAUGAUGGCGCCAUAGAUCUCGGUAGAGGCGAGGGCAUCGAUGCCGAGGAUCUGGACGACGACGAAGAACGUAUCAGCCUGCAGGACUUCCUCAACAUGACCAGCAUUCGUUUUAUGGAGCUAACGACUACAAAACGCCGACAUACCGUGGCACCACAAGCAAAGAACAGUGCCGAAAGCGACGACAAGGACGACAUGUGCCUCGAACGCUGCGUCGUGGCCGGUGCCUGUACGGUGCCCAUGCUAGAGCUGUACCAACACUCGUGCCGCGAGCUCAAGAAGUACAUCUCGGAGGGUCGCGACAUCGUCCGGGAGAUUGAAAGCGAGACGCUCGCUGACAAUCCGCCUCUGUUCCGAGAGUAUAUGUCAGCCAGCCCAGACUUCAGAGUUCUGAUGGAUAACCAAUUCAAAAAUGUCAAGCUGCAUGCUCGCCUCCUGAGCAAGGCCAUGUGGUACGAAUGGCGAAUGAAGCUGCAAGAAGGUCUCAAGGAAGGUCUAGAGAAGACGGCCGAGGGCAUGGCUCAGGACGAACAGGUCCUCAAGAAGAAGCAGGCUCUCAUAGACUCGGUGCUUCCUGAACUCGUCAAGAAGUUCGCCGAACUCGAAAAGGAACACAACCUGCUCGACGAGGCGGUGCGUGAGCUUGCCGAUUGCGACCCGGACGAGUUGCAAGCUGCUCGGGACGAGUUGCUCACCGCCACCCAAGACAUAGAUCUGAAGAAGCAGCAGAUAGCAGAACUGGAGCGGGACCUCCGUCAGUCCGAAGAAGCUAUUGGGGAGCUGACGACAAAGAAGCAGCUGUGUUUGGAUGAGAUCCGCGAAGCUGAGCGCGUGAGAGAGGAAUGUAGAGGCUGGAGACCUGAUGAAAUUAUGGAUCUCAAAGCACGCGUCGAGGCCAUCGAGAAAGAGCACGGCUGGAUAGUCACGGGCUGCUCCGGUACGACUGUAUCAAUGACCUACAACCGUGAGAUUGAACUCGUUUUCGAUCCCACCAGCUUCGCUACCCCAGACAGCGCGGCCAGCAAGCAGCCCACCAACAUAGACCUCUGGUACAUCGCGGCCAACCGCGAACGCGACCCUGUACCCAUCACGACCGAGCUCGAGUUCUUCCUUCAGUGCAUCCGCGACCAGAUCAGGGGUCUCGACCAAGCGCAAACCUCACUGCGCCAUAUUCUCGAUGUGGUGGGUGCCGGCUGGCUUGAGGCGAAGCAGGUUUCUGCCAACAUCAGGAGCAUAAACUGCACCUUUCCCACCAGGGUCUCACGGACGUCGGACGCAUCAAUGGUCGUGAAGGCGACGUUGUUGCUGGCGGGGCUGAAGAGCAAGGUCGAGGUUCUCAUAGAUCUGAGCGGCCAGAGUGCGGGUGGUACGGUUGUCAAGCCUCGAGCAAGAGUCGUCUAUGGGCAGCGAUUCAACGAGGAUCGGAUGGCAGACUUCCUCAGGAAGGAGAUUGGUGACAAGGUCGGCAAGGGACAGGUGUGGGGAGAGGUACUCGUCGAAUUAUACGCGAAGCUGUUGUCUGGUGCCAACAAGCAAUGA